UUUCCAUGCGCACGUGUGGCGGGAAUACCUGAGCGCCACAUGUGAACGGCACCCUCCCGCCAAAGUCAUUCCUCCGAGGCGGGGACAGCCGGGGACUCUAACCCGUGACUCCCGCAUCCCCACCAUGUCCCGCCAGCGGCGGACGAAAGGCGCGUGAAAAUGCCGCGUGGACCGGGCGACCCCAUGAGACUCGUCGACGCUCGGCACCUCCCGCAACUGAUGCCCCUGGAGGAGCCGCAGCCCGCGCUGGGGGCCACCCUGGGUCCGCGCAACUCCACGCCGGCGGGGGAGGAGGGGGUACCCGGCCAGCAGCACCAGUCCUUCCCCUGGGCGGUGACGCUGUUGGCCGGCGUGCUCAUCACCACCAUCGUGGUGGACGUGGUGGGAAACCUGCUCGUCAUCUUGUCCGUCUUUAGGAACAGGAAACUCAGGAAAACAGGAAACGCCUUCGUGGUGAGCCUGGCGCUGGCCGACCUGCUGGUGGCCAUCUACCCGUACCCGCUGGUGCUGACGGCCAUCUUCCACGACGGCUGGAUCGCCGGCUACAUCCACUGCCAGAUCAGCGGCUUCCUGAUGGGCCUGAGCGUCAUCGGCUCCAUCUUCAACAUCACGGGCAUCGCCAUCAAUCGCUACUGCUACAUCUGCCACAGCCUCAAGUACGACAAGCUGUUCUCCGGCGCCAACACCGUGUGCUACGUGGCGCUGGUGUGGGCGCUCACCGUCCUGGCCAUCGUGCCCAACUGGUUUGUGGAGUCGCUGCAGUACGACCCGCGCGUCUACUCGUGCACCUUCGCCCAGUCGGUCAGCUCGCUGUACACCAUCGCCGUGGUGGUGGUGCACUUCAUCCUGCCCAUCGCCAUCGUCACCUACUGCUACCUGCGCAUCUGGAUCCUGGUCAUCCAGGUGAGGCGCCGCGUCAAGCCUGACUCACGGGCCAAGAUCAAGCCGCACGACCUGCGCAACUUCCUCACCAUGUUUGUGGUUUUCGUGCUCUUCGCCGUGUGCUGGGCGCCGCUCAACCUCAUCGGCCUGGCGGUGGCGCUGGACUCCCGGCUGGGCCGCUCCAUCCCCGAGUGGCUCUUCACCGCCAGCUACUUCAUGGCCUACUUCAACAGCUGCCUCAACGCCGUCGUCUACGGCGUCCUGAACCACAACUUCAGGAAGGAGUACAAGCGCAUCGUCCUCAUCAUCUUCAAGUUUCACUGCUGAAGCGGGGGGCAGAAGGCCCGCAGGGGGCGCUAACUAGCGAGGGAACGGACACAUUAAGGGGGAAGGACACGUAUCGGACGUUGCUGAGAUGGGGAAGAAACUCGAGUGUCUUCUAUCAAGCAUGAAAACUGAUGGUUCCCACAAGAUGUUUACAAAAGGGACGCAACACACCGGUGCUUUUAUCACGUUGGCAGCAAACACUUGCUCAUUUUCUUUGCAUGAGAAGAAAAUAACUUCUUAUUUCUGCUCCCUCGUGCUGCAUACAUGGAAGCUGGGAAGUCGGUAGCCGUGAGACAAAUCUUAAAGACUAACCGUGGAACCCGUUUCAGUCGACCCCGGUCUAGCCAGCCCCGUCUUCCGCCCAGAACGAGUGUCGAGAGCGCUAGCCAUGGAGCUAAAAACCCUGACUGUCGACACGGUGAAGAAUGUUCUACAAGCCGACCGAUCCCAGCCUUGACGGUCGUGUCGUCGCAGCUCGAGGAGACAAAGCUCAAAGCUGAAGCUGGCGAAAUGCAACAAAAUGUGCACCUGAGAGAAACAACAAAUCCAAAUGGAUCCGUUUAUGUCGAUGUCAUCAUUAUCGCUGGUGUUUAUGUCUUAUUUUCUCUUAUUAUGUCUGCUAUAUUAGCUAAUAGGAGGGUAAAGGUCGGGCGAGGAGCUCGGCCAUCCGAGUAGAGCAGAGGAGUAGAGGUGGCUCGGGCAUCUAGUCCGGACGCCUCCCUGGUGAGGUGUUGUGGGCAUGCCCGGCUGGGAGAAGGCCCCGGGGAAGACCUAGGACACGCUGGAGGGAUUAUGUCUCACAGCUGGCCUGGGACGCCUUGGUGUCCUCCCAGUGGAACUGGAAGAGGUGGCCAGGGACCAGGAAGUCCGGACUUCUUUGUGACCCGGACCCGGAUAAGCAGAAGAAAGCGGAAUGGAAGGGAAUAUGAAGGUGACUAUAGGGGUGUUAUUUCAUGUCUAGAGGGCUCUAAUCGUGUUAAAAUGGUUGACAGGCAUUUAAAAAUAAGGAAUCCUACUUUGCGGAAAUGGACUCAUCACGGUCUGGUCUGGAACCAAUGCGGUGACGAGUUUCAGUUUGAAUUAUGUUGACAAGCACUUGUGUCCAGUCAGGCCAUCCGAGGGGGCGUCGACUUGCACGGGUUCCUCUGUAUGAAACGUGUCUGCUGCUCCUCACCACGUCACCACAGCAUGAAGUUAGUUGGUAAAAAAAAUCCAAGCCGAAUUCUUACGACUUCCCAGCAGCCUGGAAAGCACAACAUGACAUGGACAAAAGUAUAUGGACACAGCUCUUAAUCGGUCAAUGAAUGAAUGAAUGAAUGAAUGAAUGAAGGAUAGGUUGGACUGGAGUCCGACUUGUCUCUCAAUCGUCAUGCUUCAUCUUAACAGGACAUGAAGUACAAUUCUUCACAAAACUUCCAUCUUUGUGGGACCACUUUUGGGGAAGAACCUAGACUUUGCUGUGGAAGAAGUCCUUCAGAAUUCCUGGAGACACACCCCCACAUCCUGAAGAAAGUCUUCCCACAAGACUGGAAGCUGAUCUGAAGCCUCCACACGUCCUUCACUCUCCUCAGGGCAUUGAAUGCAUCUCAACCGGACUGUUCAGACGUUUGGCCUCUCAUCCGAGCAGGCUUCAUCUGUCAGUGACUAGAUAGGACAGGGCAGGAUAGGACAUUGUUACCACUCAAUGGACUACUAAUGAGGGUCCAUCCAUCCAUCCAUCCAUCUUCUUCUGCUUAUUUGAGGUCGGGUUGCGGGGGCAGCAGUCUAAGCAGGGAAGCCCUGCUGCUUCGUCCAGCUCCUCUCGGCAGAUGCUGAUGCGUUCCUAGGCCAGUUGAGAGACAUAGUCUCUCCAACGUGUCCUGGGUCGUCCCCGAGGCCUCCUGCCGCUCGGACGUGCCCUGAACGCCUCCCCGGGGAGGCGUCCUGCCCAAGCCACUUCAUCCGUUUCAGUGCUUCUCACUAACGAGGGUGACUCCACCCAAACGACCAUCUUUGUCCUACAGUAUCUAGUCCUUGGGCAUGACCUGAAGAAUGGUCUUCUAGGACAACCAAAACAGUCCAGGUGCCCUCCAUUCAACGCCCUGAGAGUACAAAGACCCGGUGAACGACAAUGUUCACUUCUCACGUGGCCAGCCGCACCACGUGAGAAGUGGUGCGGCUGGCCCAAUACUUAUGUCCACGCGGUGU
Messenger RNA from Dunckerocampus dactyliophorus (ringed pipefish), 3396 nucleotides. RefSeq names its product melatonin receptor type 1A like (gene mtnr1al). Gene Ontology annotation, biological process: G protein-coupled receptor signaling pathway. Gene Ontology annotation, molecular function: melatonin receptor activity. Bases 160 to 1209 code for a protein of 349 amino acids. Lineage: Eukaryota; Metazoa; Chordata; Actinopteri; Syngnathiformes; Syngnathidae. The transcript has 2 exons. Gene Ontology annotation, cellular component: membrane. The record is from RefSeq and is a predicted model, not a curated record.